AUGCUUCGGCGUAAGCCAACAGCAAUAGCUGUGACAUCAGAAGACCUUGCUGCCUUCGAAGAUGCGCGACUUCGCAAGCUGAUCCAAAGAAACGGAGAUACAAGUCAUGCCAAGGAGAUAUAUCCUCUCAACUUUGACCCAAGCGACGAACUAAAGCCUUUGCCUGGAGACAAGGCAAGAAUCGUCCGUUCGCGCGAGGAGCGAAUAGGCGUU
Messenger RNA from Aspergillus homomorphus CBS 101889, 213 nucleotides. RefSeq names its product CDC26 family anaphase-promoting complex subunit. The record is from RefSeq and is a predicted model, not a curated record. Gene Ontology annotation, cellular component: anaphase-promoting complex. The transcript has a single exon. NCBI's taxonomy places the organism in Eukaryota, Fungi, Ascomycota, Eurotiomycetes, Eurotiales, Aspergillaceae. The annotation marks the transcript as partial. Gene Ontology annotation, biological process: anaphase-promoting complex-dependent catabolic process.